This is a messenger RNA of Syngnathus acus (greater pipefish), 6350 nucleotides long. RefSeq names its product contactin associated protein 2a (gene cntnap2a). Lineage: Eukaryota; Metazoa; Chordata; Actinopteri; Syngnathiformes; Syngnathidae. The record is from RefSeq and is a predicted model, not a curated record. Bases 301 to 4320 code for a protein of 1339 amino acids. The transcript is spliced from 27 exons.
UCAGCACCACGGACAGCGCACCGGAGCGCCUCUAUCAGCUGCGCGGUGGGUGACACGCUUUCGGCGAAACGUUGGGGCUUGUGGCGUCUCACUCCUCCGAGUCUCUCCCCUUUGAGAAUCCCUGUAAGGUUUCAUUGUAAAGUGGAGAGAGAGAAAACAGAGGGAGGCAGAGUCAGUGCAGCGCAGCAUCACUCCUCUCCUCCAGUCUUCAACUGCUGAGCCAGCCGGCCGGACGGACGGACAGACAGAGUGUGGCUCUGCUGCUUUUCCUUUUUCGCUCCUGUCACGCCAACCGUGAAGAUGCACCGUCCUGUAGGAGGACUGACAUUGUUUGUGGCGGCUUUGUGGAUUUUCUGCAACGUCAACUGUGUGCGGGGAGCUUUGCCAACAGCCCCAAAAUGUGAUGAGGCUCUGGCUUCCGCUUUGCCGCACACAGCCUUCUCCAGCUCAUCUGUCUUUUCAAAUGGAUAUGCACCUGGAUAUGCCAAGCUUAACAGGCGAGGAGGUGCUGGUGGAUGGUCUCCCCUGGAUAGUGAUCACUACCAGUGGCUGCAGGUGGACCUGGGCUCCAGAAAGCAGCUAAGUGCCAUAGCCACACAAGGUCGUUACAGCAGCUCCGACUGGACCACACGCUACCGUCUGCUCUACAGUGACACUGGAAGGAAUUGGAAACCUUAUCACCAAGAUGGCAACAUUUGGGCCUUCGCUGGAAACUCAAACUCUGAGAGUGCAAUCCGGCACGAGCUACAGCAUGGACUCGUGGCUCGUUUCCUGAGGCUUGUCCCCUUGGAAUGGAGCAAAGAGGGCAGGAUUGGUCUUCGGAUAGAAGUCUACGGAUGCUUGUACUGGGCAGACAUGAUCAAUUUUGAUGGGCAAGGUGUGAUCUCCUAUCGUUUCAAGGUGAAGAAGAUGAAGCUCAUUAAGGACGUGAUCGCGCUAAGGUUCAAGACGUCCGAGAGCGAAGGGGUGAUUCUCCAUGGAGAGGGGCAACAGGGGGACUACAUCACCUUGGAGCUCCGCAAGGCCAAGCUGCUGCUGCAGAUCAACCUGGGAAGCAAUCAGUACGGCUCUAUUCUGGGCCAUACCUCAGUGACAACGGGCAGCCUCUUGGAUGACAACCACUGGCACUCGGUGGUGAUCGAGCGUUACCGGCGUAAUGUCAAUUUCACCCUGGAUAGACACACUCAGCACUUCAGGACCAACGGGGAAUUUGACCACCUCGACUUGGACUAUGAGUUGAGCUUCGGGGGAAUGCCGUACAGCGGCAAACCAGCAGGAAGUGGCCGCAAGAACUUUAAAGGCUGCAUGGAGAGCAUCAACUACAAUGGAGACAACAUUACUGACCUGGCCCGAAGGAAGAAGUUGGACACCUCAAGUUUUCGUAAUCUCUCAUUUUCCUGCGUGGAGACGCACUCCUAUCCCGUCUUUUUCAACGCCACCAGCUUCCUGCAGCUGCCUGGCCGGGCCGCUCACAACCUCAUAUCAGUGGGUCUUCAGUUCCGUACCUGGAAUCCACAAGGGCUACUCCUCUUCAGUAACCUUGAUGAUGGGACUUUGGAAAUGUCACUUGAAGAUAGCAAGGCGGUUCUUCGUAUCAAUGUGAGCAGGGCAGACAGGCACUACUUGGUGGUCUUAACAUCAGGUUCAGACCUUAAUGAUGGCCAGUGGCACGCUGUACGUUUGGUAGCCAAGGAGAAUUUUGCCAUGUUGAUGAUAGAUGGCGACGAGGCUUCUGCCGUACACUCCACGUCACCACUUUCAAUUACUACUGGAGGAACGUAUCACCUGGGAGGCUAUUUUCUCCAGACGUUGUUUCCGCCCUCUCAGCGUUACUUCCAGGGUUGCAUGCAAGCAAUCGUAGUGGAUGACCAGCCAGCUGAUUUGUAUGCUGUGGAGAAAGGCACAGUUGGAGCUUUUGAGAAUGUCAGCCUAGACAUGUGUGCCAUUAUAGAUCGAUGUAUGCCUAAUCAUUGUGAGCAUGGCGGUCGAUGUAAACAGACAUGGGACGGUUUCAGCUGCACUUGCGAUGGAACGGGAUACACUGGCGCCACCUGUCACACUUCAAUCUAUGAGCCUUCGUGUGAAGCCUAUAAGCAUUUGGGCCGCUCCUCUGACACUUACUGGGUAGACCCCGAUGGCAGCGGUCCUCUGGGUCCCUUCAAAGUCAACUGCAACAUGACAGAGGACAAAGUGUGGACUGUAGUCAUGAACAACCUUCCACCCAAAACAACAGUGACUGGUUCCAGCAGGGAAAGACGCACCAUCCUCCAAGUCAACUACAGUGCCUCUAUGGACCAGGUGACAGCCAUCACCACCAGCGCAGAACACUGUGAGCAAGAAGUGACAUACAGUUGCCGUAUGUCCAGACUGCUUAACACUCCAGAUGGAACUCCCUACACAUGGUGGGUGGGCCGGGGCAGUGAGAAGCACUUCUAUUGGGGUGGCUCGGGUCCUGGCAUCCAGAAAUGUGCCUGCGGCAUCGACAGGAACUGCACUGACCCCAGAUACGACUGCAACUGCGACGCCGACCACUCGCAAUGGAGAGAAGAUUCUGGUCUCUUGACUUAUAAGGAACACCUGCCGGUCAGCCAAGUUGCAGUGGGCGACACCAACCGAGCUGGUUCCGAGGCCAAGCUGAGUGUUGGACCCUUACGUUGCCAGGGAGAUGACAACUACUGGAACGCCGCUUCAUUCACCACCCCGUCAUCCUACCUUCACUUUGCUACCUUCCAGGGAGAGACCAGUGCUGACAUCUCGUUCUAUUUCAAGACCAGCGCACCAUAUGGGGUCUUCCUGGAAAACCUUGGCAACACAGACUUCAUACGUUUGGAGCUGAAAUCUCCCCAAGUGGUCUCGUUUUCCUUCGACGUGGGGAACGGCCCGGUGGAGUUAAGCGUGCAAUCGGACACGCCUCUCAACGACGACCAGUGGCACCGCGUAAUGGCCGAGCGGAACAUCAAAGAGGCGGUUCUCCUGCUGGACCAGACCUACCGUGUCUCUCGGCCAGCGCCGGCCCAGGGGCACACACGGUUAGAACUGUUCAGCCAGCUCUAUGUGGGGAAACCAGCUUCACAAACCUGCCGAGACAGUGCCGCAGGGGGCCAGCGAGGCUUCCUGGGCUGCAUUCGAGCUCUACGGAUGAACGGUGUCACCCUUGACCUGGAUGAGAGGGCCAAGGUGACACCCGGGGUCAAGCCUGGUUGUCGAGGCCAUUGUACCAGUUACGGCAUGUAUUGCCGUAAUGGGGGAAAGUGUGUGGAGAAGUACAACGGCUACUUGUGCGACUGCAGCGCCACCGCCUAUGACGGCCCUUUCUGCACGAGAGAUGUUGGAGGCUUUUUUGAGACGGGGACUCUGGUCAGGUACAACCUCCUCCCGGAUGGUGCAGCAGGAGCCAUGAAGGACUCCAAGGUCCUCGCGAGUCACCUGACUUUACAGGAAGUCAACUCGACAAAAGAGGAAGUGUCGUUUAGUUUCAGCGCAUCCAGUGCACCGGCCAUUUUGAUGUAUGUCAGCUCCAAGACCGAAGACUACAUGGCAGUGCUGUUAAGGCACAACGGUUCUCUGGAGGUCCGCUAUAACCUGGGAGGUCUGAAGGAGCCAUUUACCAUCGAUGUGGACCAGCGGAAUCUGGCCAAUGGACAACCACAUAGUAUCAAUAUCUCUCGCAUUGACAGAAGCCUCACCAUCCAGUUGGAUCAUUACCCAGCCGUCAGCCACACCCUCCCAGAUGCCUCGGAUACCAAGUUCAACCUGGUCAAGACCCUCUUCUUGGGCAAAGUUUAUGAAACGGGCUAUGUUGACCCAGUAGUGAUCGAGCGUUACAACAGCCCAGGCUUCAUUGGCUGCUUGUCACGCGUGCAGUUCAACGGAGUCGCCCCACUCAAGUUUGCACUGAGGAGCACAACUGUUGUGCAACAAGCGCAGCCUGCAGCUGCCUCGCCGGUAUCUUACCAGGGGAAACUGGUGGAGUCCAACUGUGGGGCGUCACCUCUCACCAUCCCACCAAUGUCGGCCGCAACAGACCCGUGGCAUCUGGACAACACAGAUGCAGAAUUCCCUUUUAAUGAGGAAAGAGUGAUUCCCGAUGGAGUCAAUAGAGACUCUGCCAUUAUUGGAGGGAUCAUCGCCGUUGUGAUCUUCACCAUCUUAUGCACUCUGGUGUUCUUGAUCCGCUACAUGUUCCGUCACAAAGGUACCUACCACACAAACGAGGCCAAAAGCACCACAGAGCCCCCAGGCGAGUCUACGGACACAGCCAUCAUCGGUACAGAAAAUCCGGAAACUAUUGAGGAAUCAAAGAAGGAGUGGUUCAUCUAACAACCGCUGAUAUGACUUUAAGAGGACCUUGGUGGUCGAACCACAAGUCGCCACCGUGAUGGAGAUGCUUAAACAAAACGACCAGUCAUGGAAAGAAUAAAAAGGUCAUUGAGUAGGACAAUAAUCUCCGAAAGAGCGACAUGUAAAAUGUUUUUUUUUUUUUUUAUAUAUACUGUAUAUCUAUAUUGAGAGUAUAGAAGCUAUGAGGGACUCAGCCGAGCCUCGUACGUGUAAAUACUAACUGGCUUGUCCUUUGUAUCGUGCGUGGACGUUUUACGGAGUCCUUUGAAUACUGUAUAUGACAAAUAGUAAUAUUUACUGAGUUGGGUGAUAGGACAGAGUCUAUGUUAGUUUGGAUUUAAUUUUUUAACAAAAAUAUAUCUAAUAUCAAAAUCGAUCAAAUCAUCAUGCCAAAUGGUUUUGUUUUUGCAGACUGUACUUGCACCAGCCUGCCUUUGUAUAUACUUUUUUCUCAAGAUUUAUUUGGAGAGUCCAUAACAUAAAUACUAAACUAUGAAGGAGUGUUACGGCUGCACGGAUAAGAACUCUGAUGUGAAUAAAGUCCUUUAGUGAAGUGAUGAGUAAAUGUGAAAACUCCCACGCUCAAAAUGCAUCAGCUAGUGUGUCGCACUAGCGAUGUGCUACUUUCUAACUGACGCAUUUGUUAAAGACACUUCUGUUUGACGGGCGUAUAAAUCCUGCAAAAGUGGCAAUUUCACUCUAAUUAAUUCUCAGGAACACAUUAAUGAGUUUGAUGGUGUUAAUGUGACAUUGUUUAUUUGUGAAACUUAAAUCCAGCCAGUUCUCACCUAAAUAUUUUCCCAAUAUCGUGACUUUUUUUUCCUCAUACGAUUGACAUUGUGUAUUUUAAAGCAUGUAUUUUUUUUUUUUUUUGUGUGAUUGCCAUAACACUCCUUCAUCCUAAUCUAAAUGAUGAGCAUACAUUUGCCAUAAUUUAUGUAUCAAAUAGAGUUUUAUGUUCAAUUCCUAUGACAUUGGAUUGUACGGGGACAUGUUGGUGUUUUUCCAAGCAUGAUAAGAUGUCUUUCUAGUGAAUGGGUGUGUUUCUUUUGCUCACCAUUGCAGCUUUCUUUUCUAUUUGGAACCACUUAUUCAGCCUUGAACGCUUCAUUUGUCUUUUGCCAACAUUUUUACGUCAACCACUUCCAAUUUGGAUUUAAGGUCUUUGCAUAUGAUUUGUGAGGUUGUUCAAAUAGAGGGCUAUAAUUCAUCAAUGAAUUAUCAAGAGAUAAAAACUGAUGUUUAAUUUGGACAUACAAAGUCGUCAAGGUAAUCAUUGGCUUUUUGAAAUGAAUUGUGCCUUUGAGCCAUUUCGCCUUGUCCUGGACUAACCUGACAACUACUGGCAUGAAAUCUAUCAACUCAUGCACGCGCUUAUGCAUUUACUGUUUCAAAUGGUGCUUAGCACUGAACUUGCAAAAUGUAGACUUUUGGAAUCGAUUCAACUUAACAGCUUUUUAAAACUGUGGAAGGUGAUGCUGAGAAAUGCGAAAUGUGUGACGCACGGAGCCUUUAAUGGUGAAUGUGUCGAGAUAGAAAAUGUUCAGAACAAGGAAUGAAUAGAAACUUAAAAAACAGUGCCAUUUUAAAAUCAACUUGCAUUUAUUUAAACCAUGAAGAAUUUCCAUCGCGUACUUGUCAUAUUUCACCCCCUUAUGUUUUUUCUGUAUUUUCCUUACAAGCUGCCAAACGUGUUAGCUUCUUACUUGGAAUGUGUACGUGAUGAAAUUGUUGUGAAGCCCUCUUCCACUGAUGGAUUUGUGCAUCAUUGUUGCCUCGUUGCUAAUUCGUGAAGUCUGCUUGCCUUUUACUUUGGCCUCAAACAAGACUUCAUUCAUGAAGGCAAGUGAGUGACUUUCUUUUCUCUAAUUGUGAUAAGCCGGCUAUACAGUACACACAUUUGCCCUCUCACUGGGCUUUGAACAUAACAACGAGGUAGAGUAGAUCAAGUCAUAACCGGAAUGCUUUUCUUUUACUUCUGUUGAGUUGAAUAAAGAGUGUUUGAUCUU